GUGUUGCAGUUCUAAAUGGUCUGCUCAUGCCCUUUGACUUGCAGAGGUUUUGAAGAUUAUAUGGCUUCAGGAGUAGAAUCAACUUACCAACAGCUAUGCAGUGAGAUCACUGCUGAAUUUAAUGAUUGUUCAAAGCAGGUCCUUGAGAUGGAGUCUCAGUUUCUAACUGCCCAUUGCUUCCGAGAAGAUCUGUCUCUACUUUUGAGAUCUGUUCAAAAUCAAGAAAAGAUGAAGCUGCAGCUGACCGCCACAAUACAAGUCUUGAAAAGAGCUGGCCGCCCCUCGGAGCGUCUGGUGAGUCAUGAAAAUUGUAGAUUUAGUAAGCCAACUGGACAUGAAUGCGUGCAUAUCCAGAAGAUAACCGAAGCUUCAGGCACUGAAGAAGCAGAAGCUGAUGCAGAAUUUGAUAAUGCUCUCAAGGAGGCUAUCAAUGGUGUUCAAGAUGCAGUGACGGCAAUAAAUGAACAUUUGGAAGAAGUUAGGUAUGAGAUUGCAGCACUUGAAGACUAAAGAUGUAGUCGGUUGACUUUGCCUUUUAAGUUGUUAAAGGCACAAUGCUAUGAAAAGUCACCCCGUAAUUCCAUGGCAAUCAAGACGUUGUUCAUCAUAACGGUUCCAUUCGUAUAGGCGGCAAACAUUUUAUUCUUGAUGGUGGCACAGGGAGGUGAUAUAUGUAUAGCAUUGAGAAGUCUAUUUGAGCUCUUAAAUUAAGCUUUCAAAAUUUGGUGCUCAAUUUUAUCAUAAGGAACCUAGGCAUUGUUAAGCUAAUUUGUCUUGAGCUUUUAUGUCACUGUAUAGUAAGAGAUAAAUAUGUCAAGUUCCAUGCCAUUGAUGAAAGAAGAGAAAA
Solanum verrucosum is the source of this 847-nucleotide messenger RNA. RefSeq lists its product as uncharacterized. The coding region runs from base 16 to 510 and encodes 164 amino acids. Lineage: Eukaryota; Viridiplantae; Streptophyta; Magnoliopsida; Solanales; Solanaceae. The transcript has 3 exons. The record is from RefSeq and is a predicted model, not a curated record.